CGACAGACACGCCGCAGUCGAUCCGUUCGAGUCCGUUCCGCUCCGUUCUUGCCGCUCCGAACCGGACGGAUCCGUAACCCCGCCCGUGGGGAUCCGUAACUCCGCCGGAAUUAAAGCUGCUUAGAGCCAAAGAGCUAGAGAGCCUGACCGACCAGGUGGUCAACUAAUCCGUAGUUAACUCAACUAACCCGCAGUUAGCUGCUUGGUGCCUGGGUUUCCCUCUUUCUGUGCGUGUGUGUCUGUGUCUGUGUACAGUGGCAAGCGGCAAGUGGCAAGAGUUGAGGGGGCAGCAGUACGUGUCACCAUCAGAGUUUUCCGAGUGCGCCGGGUAACGCGAGACGGGAUAUUCGGAAAACAACCUGAAAUCCAUUUGCCGCAAUUUGAGAAACCAGCGACAACAACAUGUGUAAACGCUAACGAGCGCGAAAACGCGAACAUUUUGAUUGAUUUUUGAUUGACAUGCCACUCAGCGCAUGCCACCCACCUCGCAAAGUGACAAGGGAAGAAUAACAGUGGGGGCUGCGAUAAAAUUAAAACAAACAAGAAACAACAAACUUGAGGAGCACUCGCUGCAACAUGUAUUCACUAAAAAGUCAAACAAAAUAUUGAAACGUUGUAAGCGAUUUCGGGUCUACAAAAUAAUUGCUUCAAGGGCUGUCGGCGAAAGUGCCAACGCAAACAGCAAAAAAGUAUAUGUAUGCCACAAACAAAAUGCAAUCAAAUCAAGGCCCAUAAAAACCGAACAAGGAAAAUCCAGUUGGACAAAAAAUCAAACAAAGUAAUAAUAAAAAUCCACAGCAUCAGGCGGCUAAUCAACUACAAUAUACAUAUAAAAAAAACGCUGAGUUUGGCAACUGUUUUUCUGGCUUCUCGGUUGGAUUCCUACUUCCUACUUCCUUGCUGUGUCAGUGUAGUGGUGUCUUUUAUUUGUAUGUAUAUAUGUUUCACGUAUGUUUGUGCCCGGCUAUGAAAAAAGGAUAAAAUAUGCCCACAUUGAUUUCCUCCUGCGACAACAGCAACAACAACACCACCAUCAUCAUUAUCGGCUAAACAACAAAGGCAACAUCCGUAAUAAGAAUCAAGGCGAAAAAGUUGCAGGAUUCGACGAGGGCAAAGUUUUUUGGACAUUUUCGGUUGCCUUUGGAGCACUAAGCCGCGGAUGAUUAAAACGAUAAAAAGCAAACGGCGUUGAACGAGACACAAAACCAGUUCGACAAGAAGACGCGGCAAAUGCAUUACAUUAUAAUUUCAUUAAGGACACCGGCCUUUCUCUGCCGCCAGUGAAACAACGUAGCCGAGAGAUAAAAGAGAAGUAGCAAGGAAAGAGAAAGAGAGAGAGAGGAGAGCUGGGGAAAGGCGUGCGGAGAAAGUCAGAAAGCCGCAAAAGGCGACAAUAGCCCCCGAGCCCAUUGCCUACUUCUGAGCGCCGUCAAGCGCGAAUCAAGGGCCUGGCAUUUUUAUGAAAUUAAUACAAAGGACGCCGAAGCAGUGAAGGAGUGAAGGAGGCUGAGCCGAGUGGAAGCGGAAGUGGCAGACAUGACAAAAGCGCCAGCGACAGGACAAUGAUGGGCGGCACUCCGAUAGCGAUUAAAGUGGAAGGAGAAGCGCUGCUUUUAUGGCCCCACACUGCUCGAGUAGACGUGACAGCGUCCGAUCGGCUAAUAAUAUUUACCCGCGGAAAGAGCCCGGCUGCAUAAUUUGACAUGCCAACGUGAGCCAGCUGGCGAAAAUUGUUUACCCAAGUGCUUCACAGGCAGAGCGAAGAAAGUACGAGCAAGUACCAAACAUAGAAGGAUAGAAGGAUCUCUGAACCAAGGACUCAGCCCAGCCGGAGGCACUUGAGACAAUGAGUGGCCUGCCAAUCUGGAUACCGCUCCUUGCACUUCUGGCCACAACUGCCGCCUGUCCGCCGGAGGUGUGUGUGUGCAAAUGGAAGGGGGGCAAGCAGACGGUGGAGUGCGGGGGCCAGCAGCUCUCCAAUCUACCGGAGGGCAUGGAUCCCGGCACCCAGGUGCUCAACUUUAGCGGCAAUGCGCUGCAGGUGCUGCAAUCGGAGCGGUUUCUACGUAUGGACCUGCUCAAUCUGCAGAAGAUUUAUCUGUCCCGAAAUCAGCUGAUCCGGAUACACGAGAAGGCCUUCCGGGGUCUGACCAAUCUGGUCGAGCUGGAUCUCAGCGAGAAUGCGCUGCAGAAUGUGCCCAGCGAGACGUUUCAGGACUACAGCUCCCUGAUGCGCCUCUCGCUGAGUGGAAAUCCCAUUAGGGAGUUGAAGACCUCGGCCUUCCGGCACCUCUCCUUCCUCACGACACUGGAGCUGUCCAACUGCCAGGUGGAGCGGAUCGAGAACGAGGCCUUCGUGGGCAUGGACAACCUGGAGUGGCUGCGACUGGACGGCAAUCGGAUUGGGUUCAUCCAGGGCACCCACAUCCUGCCCAAGUCGCUGCACGGCAUUAGCCUGCACAGCAAUCGGUGGAACUGCGACUGCCGCCUCCUGGACAUCCACUUCUGGCUGGUCAACUACAACACUCCGCUGGCCGAGGAGCCCAAGUGCAUGGAACCGGCGAGGCUGAAGGGUCAGGUGAUCAAGAGUCUGCAGCGGGAGCAGCUGGCCUGUCUGCCGGAGGUCAGUCCCCAGUCGAGUUACACGGAGGUGAGCGAGGGCAGGAACAUGUCCAUCACCUGCCUGGUCAGGGCCAUUCCGGAGCCGAAGGUCCUUUGGCUAUUCAAUGGCCAGGUGAUGAGCAACGACAGCCUGAUGGACAACCUGCACAUGUACUACUACAUCGACGAGACAAUCGGAAUUAGUGGCGCCGAGGAGAAGCGCAGCGAAAUCUUCAUCUACAACGUGGGUGCCGAGGAUAAUGGUACCUUCUCCUGCGUGGGCCAGAACAUAGCCGGCACCACCUUCAGCAACUACACCCUGAGGGUCAUCAUCAAGGAGCCGCCGGUGGUGAAUGAGGUCUCGUUUCCCAGGGACUACAUGAACUACAUUGUGGCCAGCAGUGCCGGAGGUGGCAUUAUCUUCGUGGUACUCCUCUGCACCAUCGUGGUCAAGUGCAAGAAGACCUCGGAGCCGGCCAAGCAGCGCAAGAAGUGCGAUCAGGUGACGAGUAUUGCCGGUGGCACAGACUCCUCGACGGGAAGUACCCAGGAUACGGGCAUGGGAAUGAUGAAGUGCGCCUCAAUACUGAAUGAUGGCGGAGAUAGCCUGAACGGAAAUGCAGGACUCCUGCUGGGCGAUACAUUGACACCCACCAAGGCGGCGAAUGGGGCAGCUGGCGGCGGCAUUAUCCUGGGCAAUCAGAUGAAGCAGAACCUACUCCUCUACGCCACUCCCAAUCCCGCCCAGCAGCAGCUGCAGCUGAAUGUCAACCUGAUGGGCACUGGACCGGGAUCACCGCCGUUGCUCCUGAGCAAUGGCCAUGGCCUGGCGGCAGCCUACUGCUCUCCACCCGCCUCGCUGCGGAACUACCAGGAGAAGAAUCCGGACUUGGUCAACGAUGCGGAGAGUGUCAAGCACAAGCUGAAGACGGCGGUGAGUCUGGACGGCGCCGGGGAGUACGAGACGCAGAGCGACUGCGGCCAGUACGAGGGCUGCUAUCAGCUGGCGGCCGCUCCCCAUGCGCAUCCGGGACACCAGCACCCACAUCCUGGACAUCCGCUGAUGGGACGCUUCGCCCAGGCGAUGACCACCUUGCCGCGCGGCAUGCAACUGAAGCCGGCUCCCCAUCAAGUUGAUGUUCACCUGAAUCCGGUGUGCUUCCUGGGCCAGGAUGGAUCCUUUGCGUACGACUACAGCAGUGCCCAUCUGGUGCAGCAGCCACCGCAGCAACAGCAACAGCAGCAGCAGCAGCAACAGGUGCAGCCAGCCAACAAUUUCUACCGCACGUUGCCGCACAACAGGUUGCACAAGCAUCAGCAAUUUCAGGCGGCUGCGGCGGCGGGCGGAAAUGUGGGUGUGGGUGGCAAUCCCACCCUGCGCUACAGCCUCGAGGCCGAGUUCAUCCAGAGGGGUCCCACGGUCAGCUACGAGAAGUACCAGCUGCCCAAUGUGCGCUUCACAGCGGAGGGUUAUCCGCAGCAGCAGCAGCAGCAGCAGCAACAGCAGCAGCAACUUCAGCAGCAGCAGCAGCAACAGUUGCAGCUGCAACAUCAGUUCCCCUCGCCGCCAGAGGGCUACAAAAGCGAUUUGGCGGUGAUGCCGGCGCCGUUUCAACAGUGGCCCAGCUGUUUGCCCGGCUACCGCUUCGCCCAGUCACCCACCAGCCUGCCAGCGGUUGCAAAUCCACCACCAGCAGCAGUGGUGGCCGCACCACCACCACCACCGCCCACAUCAGCAGUAAGCACACAAUCCACGGCCACAUCCACCAUUCCGGAGCUGGAUGAAAGCGAGGCGAGUUCGCCGCGCCUCGAGGAAGCCGCCGGCUCUGCAGCGCCACCUGCCGGCGAGGAGGAGAGUUCGGACACCACGAAACUCAAACAGCUCAAUGGCCCCUUGGCCGACAGUCCCGACGAAGGAUACGUGGGCGAUGGCCAGGAAACCAGCGACAUUUGACCCGCCCAGCAGCCGACGGCAGGGGAUGAUGCGGCCUUAGACGAUUCAGUGGCUCUGUAAAUGGCCAGGCUGAUCAGCAAACCACUCAUAGCCUAAGUUCACCCUUCACUUGUAUCCGAACCGCUGAUUUUUUACUUCACUUACAUUUUCCCUUUUCUGUUUGUUGGCUUGCCUCAAAAAACAGAAAAAAAGAAAGCAAAACAAACAAAGGCAGACCCAAGUUUAACCUAAUAAUUGGCUGAAAGAGAGAGCUCCGAAUGCGAGACCGAAAAGAAGAAGGCCCAGAAAACCGAGUAAAGUUUGGGCAGGAACAGGACCUCUCCAGCAAGCCGAUGUUCGAAUGCCCAGUGUAAAAGGAUUAAGUUUCAGUUAGCUUAUGGGAAUGAAGGAGAAAUUCACAAUUUUAAAUUGCUUGAGAUCCAAAGUUGUUAUUGGUUUUCCAAUAAAUGAAUCAAUUUAAGAGCUGCAAUUUUAAAACCAAUUUCUGUAUUUAGUUACUAUUCCAUGAAUUCAUGUGGGGACAACCAAAAUAUCACGACUUUUCCGCAGGACUCUUUGCGUUCAGAGUAUUUGGCAAAACAAUAGGCAGACCUAACCUAAUAAAGCCGAAAAACAAAGACGCCGCUAAACAAAAGCCUCUUGUCGUUGUUUGUUUCUGUUUGCUGCGUGCUUCGAGUGGCAAGCUGGCAGCAUUUUAUUUCCGCUGAUGUAAUUGAAAAACUUUUUCAUUUAAUAUAAAGUUUUCAGCAGCUUCCCCGCAGCACAAUGGCAAGAAGGCAGGGCAAGAACAAAAAAAAAAAAGGGGACGCUAAGAAAUCCCGGGCCUACAUGACUACUAGACAUGUGGUUGUGAGGCGUUUCUAUGUGGGCUAUGUGUGCCGAUUGAGUUGUUGUACGAGUAUUCUCGCAGGCGUUGUUAGUUGACAAUCGACGAGGAAGUCCCACCAUCCACCCCUUUUGCGGAUCCACUUCACGAGGUUCCGAGUCGGUGGCUCACUUCAGAGCCAAGUGGCAUGUGUUUUCGCCAUGGCGACACCUGCUAUCCGUGGCACAAAGGACUCCGGCUCGAGGAGCCGGCUGUUGAACUGUUGAACUGUUGAGCCUUUCAAGGGAAAGGACUAAGUCGAGAAUUCCGGCCGAAAAUCGCGAGUGCCAUCAAGGGCUUCCCCCGCCUGUAGUGUGCUCGCUCUAGUUUAUGAAAUUUUAAUUCGGUCCACAUCCGCUCCAGAGUUGCAUUUAAAUAAUUUAUAGCAUUUAUUUUCCACACAACUUUUCCAAGUCUGAAGCCAACCUUUGUGCUUUGUCCUUCACCCUUCAAACAACAGACACUUCAGAAUUUGAUUUUCCCGCCUUAAGUUUGUUGUAUUGGAUCAAACAGACAUGAACUCGAGUGUUUCCGGGUAUCGUUAAAGUAGAUAUCGUAAAUUAGAUCGGAUAACAUUGUAAGACCUAACUAAAUUUAGGAUAACCCCGUUUGAGACUUGUAUGUAAAUGUAGCCAUAGAAAUCGUGUAAGCAGAGCCCCAGCUUUUCCUUUUAACCUAAAAGUUCUGUAAAGUGUUCAAGACUUUUUCACUGUAACAUAAAUUGAAGAAAAAUGGAUAAAAGCUGAAAUGCUUGCAAAAGUAUUUUAAGAAAACAAAAAAGAUACAAUUAGCAAUAGCUAAAUGCAUAUGAGGGAGUGAGGGCAGAAGCAAUCAUUUAAGCACAAUAUGGAUUAUUGUAAAUUGCAUAAAUAAAUCAUUAGACGUAAGAACAAGGCAAACACACUGAUACUCGGAAUGAUUUGUGUAUGUAGCGAAUGACUAAAUUUUAUUUUCACCAAGUGAGUUAGUUGGCAAAUGCACCAAGAGGAAUAUAGAAGCAUAAACUAAAUUAAAAAACCGAAAAUACAACAAAAACACAUUUUAGCCUAGCAAACUGUUUAAAUCUCAACCCAAACACAGACACACUCAAGGUACAUAUAUUAAACAAAAGAAUUGCCAGCUGGCAAAAUAAUUUUAAAUAUUAUAUGGCAUACACUACAAUAUAAAGAGAAUGUUUAGCAUAAGUUAAUGGUUAGGCAAAUACAAUACACGCAUAAACCUAAUAAAAGGGCCAUAAACGGUAACAGAGAGAUAAAUUCAGAAUGACAAUGGGAAGAAGAACACAAUCUAGUAAUUAAUUAAUUCUCUAAGGUAAAUUAAAAUCGAAAUGCAUAAAGAUAAUAAGAGAAGCAAAGUGUAUAAAAGGAUAAGAGAGAAAUUAAACCGAAUAA
Drosophila santomea is the source of this 6811-nucleotide messenger RNA. RefSeq lists its product as uncharacterized. Lineage: Eukaryota; Metazoa; Arthropoda; Insecta; Diptera; Drosophilidae. The transcript is spliced from 3 exons. Bases 1847 to 4555 code for a protein of 902 amino acids. Gene Ontology annotation, molecular function: protein binding. The record is from RefSeq and is a predicted model, not a curated record.